ACCUAAUAAGAAGCUAACAUCUGCAGGGAGGAGCUGGAUGGGAAAGGCAACGCUGGCAGUCUUUGCUGACUCCGAUUCCAGCAACAUGAACGAGUCAUUUGCUCACCUCCACUUUGCAGGAGGCUACCUGCCAUCUGACUCCAAGGGCUGGAGGACCAUCAUUCCAUCUCUCUUGGCGGCUGUGUGCCUGGUGGGCUUCGUUGGAAACCUAUGUGUGAUUGGCCUUCUCCUUCAUGGCGUUUGGAAAAGAAAGCCAUCCAUGAUCCACUCCCUGAUUCUCAAUCUCAGCCUGGCUGACAUCUCUCUCCUGCUCUUUUCCGCACCUGUCCGAGCUACGGCAUACGUCAAAGGUGUUUGGGAUCUAGGCUGGUUUGUCUGCAAGUCCUCUGACUGGUUCACCCACAUGUGCAUGGCAGCCAAGAGCUUGACAUUUGUUGUAGUAGCCAAGGUGUGCUUCAUGUACGCAAGUGACCCAGCCAAGCCAGUGGGUACCCACAACUGCACCAUCUGGUCACUGCUGGGAGCCAUCUGGGUGGUAGCCAGCCUACUUCCCCUGCCAGAAUGGUUCUUUAGCACCACCAGACAUCACGCAGGUGUGGAAAUGUGCCUCGUGGAUGUGCCAGCUGUAGCAGCAGAAUUCAUGUCACUGUUCGGUAAGCUCUACCCUCUGCUGGUGUUUUGCCUUCCUUUACUUCUGGCUGGCUUUUAUUUCUGGCGAGCUUAUAACCAAUGCAAAAUACGCUGUGCGAAAACUCAAAAUCUUAGAAACCAGAUGCGUUCAAAGCAACUCACGGUGAUGCUGCUGAGUACUGCCGUCACCUCUGCUCUUCUGUGGCUCCCCGAAUGGAUAGCUUGGCUGUGGGUUUGGCAUCUGAAGGCUGGAGGUCCAAUGCCACCGCAGGGUUUUAUAGCCCUGUCUCAAGUCCUGAUGUUUUCCAUCUCCACAGUGAAUCCUCUCAUAUUUCUAAUGAUGUCCGAAGAGUUCAAGGGAGGCUUGAAAGGCAUAUGGAAAUGGAUGAUAACCAGAAAGCCUGUAGUUACCUCAGAGGUUCAGGAGGUACCAGCUGGAAACAUUGAGACCCUUCCUGGUAAGGCUCCAUCUCCAGAGACCCAAACAUGCAUUCCAGACACAGACAGAUGUGGCUCUCCUGACUCCAGCAAAGAGACAACUGACAAGGUGAUGGUUCCCAUCCUCCCUGAUGUUGAGCAGUUUUGGCACGAGAGGGAUGUUGUCCCUUCGGCACAAGACAAUGACCCUAUACCCUGGGAACAUGAAGGCCAAGAGACAAAGGGCUGCAAUUAGCAGACUUACGUUUCAAAGAAAAAAAUUGUUUUUACUGUAUUUACUUGUACUGCUGGUUAGCAAUAUUGGUGACGUAAAUUGCCAUUAGAUAUUGCAAUAUUUCUUUACUUUCAAACUAUAAAAUCUGGUAAGUAGAAUGGAAUGUAGUAAUUAUGCUUCAGAAUUAAUCUCUGUCUUAAAGAAAUCACUUUUAGUGUUAUGUAAAGCUAACUAUUUCAAAGUGAUUAUAGGGCUCACAGUGACUUUCCCCCCAGGGUAUCUCCUAGACACAGCCCUGUGAUGCACUGGCUGGAAUAGUUUAUCAGACUGAGCCCAAGUACUCUGCUUCUUCCUGAAACUGCUACUCUCAAUGUCCCAACAAGUUAUAUUUCACCUAAUAUACAUCUCCUUUGGUUUUUGAAAACUGUAAACUUCACUUGUAAGGUCUCUUCACUUGCUUAAUAAAUGUUAAUUUACUUGA
Messenger RNA from Rattus rattus (black rat), 1763 nucleotides. RefSeq names its product G protein-coupled receptor 151 (gene Gpr151). Gene Ontology annotation, cellular component: membrane. Gene Ontology annotation, biological process: G protein-coupled receptor signaling pathway. Bases 38 to 1303 code for a protein of 421 amino acids. Gene Ontology annotation, molecular function: G protein-coupled receptor activity. The transcript has a single exon. Lineage: Eukaryota; Metazoa; Chordata; Mammalia; Rodentia; Muridae. The record is from RefSeq and is a predicted model, not a curated record.